This is a messenger RNA of Saprolegnia diclina VS20, 1068 nucleotides long. RefSeq lists its product as hypothetical. The record is from RefSeq and is a predicted model, not a curated record. The coding region runs from base 246 to 977 and encodes 243 amino acids. Lineage: Eukaryota; Oomycota; Saprolegniomycetes; Saprolegniales; Saprolegniaceae. The transcript has a single exon.
ACCUCGUCCAGCAGCUUUUCGAUUUGCACAACCAAGAGCGCCAGAAGAACGGCGUCGCGCCGUUCACGUGCCUCGACUCGCAGCUCAGUGAGCUCAGCGCCGAGCACGUCAAGUACGAGAUCUCGAUCGACGACAUCAACCACGACGGCUUCAGUGAGCGCUGCCAAAAGGUCGGCAACGUCGCCUGUGGUGAGAACACGUUGUAUGACUUCAAGGGCGAUGCGGCCAAGUUUACGCAGAGCUGGAUGAACUCGGCGGGCCACCGUGAGAACAUCUUGAACGGCGCCUACAAGCACGUGGGCUUUGGUGUCGAGAAGGGUCCGAGCGGCAAGUGGUUUGCGACGGCCAUGUUCACCGACUCGAACCCGCGUUCGGACGUGUGCGGCGGCAAGCCCGGCCCCGUGGCGCCCACCGACGCGCCGAACACGCCCAAGCCGACGAGCCCGACGACGGUCAAGCCCACACCGCGCCCGCUGCCCAAGCCCACGAAGCGUCCUACCGUGGCACCGACGCCGGCCCCAACUGAGGCACCUUCGGAUGACCCUUGGGACGAGCCGUCGGAUGAGCCUUCGGACUCCCCGACGGAGGCCGACGAUGUGGUCAAGCAGCUUUUCAAGUUCCACAACGAAGAGCGCCAGAAGAACGGCCUCAAGCCCUUCUCGUGCCUCAACACCAAGCUGAGCUUGCUCUCGAUGGACCACGUCAACUACGAGAUCCGCGUCGGCAAGAUCAGCCACGAUGGCUUCAGCGAGCGCUGCAAGCAGGCCGGCAACAACGGCGCGUGUGCUGAAAACACCUUGUACAACUACGACGGCGACGCCCGCGGCAUGACGACGCAGUGGAUGAACUCGGCCGGUCACCGCGCCAACAUUCUCGGCAGCGCGUACGACAACGUCGGCUUUGCAGUCAAGAAGGCGUCGGACGGCAAAUACUACGCCACGUCCAUCUUCACCAAGGACAGCCGUCCGUGCGCCUAAGCACUUAUUCUAUCUGUUUCUAUAAAACCGUCAAUUUCGCAUUGUAUAUGAUAUUGAAUAUGAGCCGGCAGUGGCUUUUGUGCAUCAAUAG